Molecule: messenger RNA, 1863 nt
Organism: Carassius auratus (goldfish)
Lineage: Eukaryota; Metazoa; Chordata; Actinopteri; Cypriniformes; Cyprinidae
Gene: aqp4
Product: aquaporin 4
Exons: 6
Coding region: 102-1148 (348 amino acids)
Biological process (GO): transmembrane transport; water transport
Cellular component (GO): plasma membrane; basolateral plasma membrane
Molecular function (GO): water channel activity
Source: RefSeq, a predicted model, not a curated record
UCUCUGUGCUGUGGUCUCUCAGCUCUGAUUUGACCAUGAAGAGCCGGUAACACGACACUGAGAGAGAAGCACACUGAGCUGCCAGUCAGUCUGAGGAAGGAAUGACAAGCUGUGGAGCCCUGGACAGAUUCAGAGAAGAUGCUUGUUCAGGGAUGAGAAAAGCCUUAUCGCAGGUCUCGGUUCCGAGCAGAAGUUGUGGCUUUCUUCGGAGGUGUGUGUCGUCUUGCUCAUGCAAUAGCAGUAUCAUGGCAGCCUUCAAGGGUGUGUGGACUCAGGAAUUCUGGCGAGCGGUUUCGGGGGAGUUUUUAGCCAUGAUGAUAUUUGUACUGCUCAGUUUGGGAUCCACUAUCAACUGGGCAGCAACACAGGAGAACCCUCCGCCUGCCGACCUCGUCCUCAUCUCUCUCUGCUUUGGUUUAUCCAUCGCAACCCUGGUCCAGUGUUUUGGGCACAUCAGCGGUGCCCACAUUAACCCGGCCGUCACUGCGGCGAUGGUUGCUACACGGAAGCUGAGUCUGGCAAAGGGUGUGUUUUAUUUGUUGGCACAGUGUCUGGGGGCAGUGGUGGGGGCGGCUAUCUUGUACGGAGUGACACCAGCAUCAGUGAGAGGAGGAAUGGGAGUGACUUCUGUCAAUGCUGAAAUCUCCACCGGUCAUGCAAUUGUGAUAGAGCUCAUAAUCACUUUUGAGCUCGUCUUCACUGUCUUUGCCACCUGUGACCCCAAACGCAGUGAUCUCAAAGGUUCAGCAGCCCUGGCUAUUGGACUGUCAGUGUGCAUCGGCCAUCUGUUUGCUAUCCCGUACACUGGAGCCAGUAUGAACCCAGCUCGCUCUUUUGGGCCUGCUGUCAUCAUGGCAAAAUGGCAGGACCAUUGGGUGUACUGGGUGGGCCCUUUAAUAGGGGGCAUCCUGGCUGCAGCUGUGUACGAAUAUCUAUUCUGUCCCGACCCUGACCUGAAGCGCCGCUAUGCUGACAUCCUCUCCAAGAGCCCCUUCCAAAUCGACCCGUAUCGAGUGGUGGACACAGACUCGUACCCCAGCGAUCAAGCUCAGCUCAUGGCCAAGCAGGCAGCAAUCAGAGUGCUGGACCGGGAGAGGACACAGAAGAAGGAGAGGGAGUCUGCUGGAGAGGUGCUGUCGUCCGUAUGACUAGUGAGAGGCACUGAGGAGGAACAGCACAACACUUACAGCAUUAAUGAGCUCAAAGAGACAGAUCUGAUCUAGAGUCACACUGUGUGUUUGUGCACAGAUCCUCUACAGAAUGACUCACAACACUUGACUUUAAUCAUUAAGAACGAGCUACGAACCGCCUAAUGGUCUCGCUUAAAACGCUCUUCCUUGUAAGCCAGUCACAGGCCAUAGAUCUCAUAUCCGAUAGAAUCCACUUUGAAGAUUUUAGUCAGUCACUGAACAUCCUUUAGCAGAUGCACCUCAUCAACUACUGAAUCGAUAACUAAAUGGGAUUCUCACAUCUACGCAAAUGUUACGCUUUUGUUUGGUCUUCGGGUUAUUACCUGGCAGUCAGGGUUGAGAUUAGAUCAUCACCAUAAUAAUGCAGAUCAUUUUCCUUCUCAGUGCACUCUCUAUGAAUUAACCCCUUCUGUCCCCAUCUUCUCCCUUUUAAAUCUAAUGUUGCUUAGAGUAUUUUUAUAGCUUUUUUUUCUUUAAGGUUAUGAAUGUUGUAUCUUUCGAUGCUGCUGUCAGAAAUCUAUUCAAAUGCAAUCCCUGAAUGAGUUUUAUUUUCUGUUUGAACUGAAAAGGCAUGAUUUGUCUGCUUAUGAUUUUAGUUCUGUCUUCACCUUCUCCCUUUGAAAUCGAAUGUUGUAUUCAGUAUUUUUAUAUUUUAUGUCUGUCUUUAAGGCUA